CACGAGGUUUUUAGGAAUGCUGUGUUUCGUUACUGGCUGUAAUCACCAGAGUUUGAGAGAAACUUGUAGUUUCUACAGAUUUCCUAGAAAAAGUUUGAAGCAGUGGGAGAAAUUGUGCAAGAGAAAAGAUAGGACAGUGACCUCAUCGGACAGAAUAUGUAGCUGUCAUUUCAAAGAUGGAAGGAAGGAGAACGACCCAACCUUGUUUCCUUGGAACCAGGGUACUUACUUUGACUUCCAGGAUCCGAAUAUAAUUUCACGACAUCAAUCCAGACAAGCUGACCCUUGUACAGAAGAAGAGACUGAGGCAGCUGUUACAUGUAAUGACAGAGAACCUUUGACUACAAAUGAGACUGUUGAUCUGGAGCACACUUAUAUGCGGUCCUAUAUGUAAACGUGAUAUAGUAAGGACUUCCGUUAUGUGCAAAAAUGAAACGUACGUUACUGUCGCCAGAGCAGGACGAGGUAUCAUAUUUCAGAAUCAGUGAUGUAAAAACGCAUAACAGCUUUGUUUGCUUUUUAGAUAAAGUUAGAUAGCAUGAAUGAGACAAAACAUAUGAACUUCAAAUCAUAUAGCCGAUGUUAUAUACGUAAUUUAAAAUAUUGAAUGGGCAUUCAAUGUGUUGUAAUUAACAAACGACCGAAGCUGUGAAAACUGAUGUACAAAGGUGCAGUAUAUCAACCCCACUCGGUAAUUAUCAAAAUUAUGAUAAUCAAAGCCAAAAGCUUACACGUAUCAACACUUCGCCGCGAGUUACGUCCCUUUACGGGGUCAGCCAAAGGUCAAUCGGUGAAAAACCCAAUUUUCCUUCUUUACCUUACCAUAUGUAAGAUGUUAUUACUUUGAAUUUUAGCCAAACUACCAAAUUUUCAUACAAGUUAAUGGGUUGCCCCAAUCUGGGGCAUUAUUGUAGUUGACUGCAAUUGAUGGAAAAAUAAUAGAUGUCAAAGCUACAGAUAGGAAAAUUACAAA
Molecule: messenger RNA, 973 nt
Organism: Ostrea edulis (European flat oyster)
Lineage: Eukaryota; Metazoa; Mollusca; Bivalvia; Ostreida; Ostreidae
Exons: 3
Coding region: 17-394 (125 amino acids)
Source: RefSeq, a predicted model, not a curated record